AUGUUGGCACAAGGGAGGCGUCAAUUUUUCAAGCACACUCUUUCAUUGACAAGAGUGCGGAUACUCUAUGAAAGAAUUACUUUGACACGCUUCACCGCUAUUUAUUUCUUCGUUGCCCUAGUUGCCUGCGUCGUCCUUAUGGCUAUCGAGGGUGUCACCUUCAUGUACAACUCGGAGGCUGUCUCUGCGUUGACUUCUAUCACCCGCGACGCCGACGCCGAUCUCGACGGGCUUGCAGUGCUGCAAGACAAGGUUCUCCGGCUAUGUCCCAGUCUUCCCACUAAGUCAGGCAUUGUUUGUGUGGAGAUGAUAAAUUUCAACACGGCACUUGCAAAGAGGUCAACUAAGCUUUCCCGACGACAAGAAGGCCUGGAAGAUGAAGAUGAAGAAUCUUCCGAGUCAUCCUCCGACGAGGAGGGAUUCUCUUCUUCGGACGAGGAAGAUGACGAUGCCGGUACGAUUGCAGGAACCCCCCCUCCUAACGCACCUCAAGCAACAACGAUCACCGUUACACCCAGAGGAGAAAGCGAUAGUUCGGAUGAUGAGAGUGAUGACGAGGGUGAUGAGGGUGACGAUGAAGGCGACGAUGAGGGUGACGCAAGCGCCACAUCUACCACGGUGUUUCUACCUACUCCAACGUCCAUUAACCCCUCCUCUACAACCACGUCGUCAGGCUCAGGAGCUACGAGCUCGACCGAAGGCGCCGCCGCCGCCGAUUCUGCCAACAACGGUCAAGUCGAUCUGGCUGAUGCCUGCAUUGUUUCUCUGAAGUGGCUGAACGACGUGAUGCACGACGCCCAACGGGAGGAUGUUGUCACGUUUUUGUACCAAAUCUGGCUGUUCGUCGUUUCACUCCUCGCCAUUCUGAACGAAUCCAUCCCCCAUUUGGGGAUAGCUUUCCUUGGGCAUGUCCUAGGCACUGCCUGGUCCGCCUAUCGUGUAGUUGCAGUCAAAAACCUCAUGGGCUUGUAUCGAAACGACAUUAUCCCAAAGGCGUGCAACAGCGUUGACCUAAUGGGAGAUUGGUGGACGGAACGCUUUGAACAGUCGAUCCCUGGUGGUGUCAUUCACGCGAUAACAUUGCUCUUAAUUGGGUACCUCUCGUAUCGGUUGUUCGCGGUCUACGCUGACCAGACGUUCGCACGCGUCGGGGCAUCUCCAAGAGCUUACAAGGUUUACAAGCUCGUUUUAGUCUUCUCCGUCGGCCUCCAGCUCGCAUGGUUCUUCACAAUCUCUUCCGCAAUCGUGUGGAUCGAUAAAGUCACCCAUGCACCUAUCAGUCAGUUUGCUAGUCACUGCAAGUUAUAUUUGGCGGCCUUUAUCGUUACGCUCAUUGUUCAGCUCCCAUGGAUUAUCCUAGGGUGGAUUUGUUUCCGACGCGAGUCUAACAUCCGCUUCGUGGUCUUCUGUAUCAUAUCUGUUCUCCUCAUCGGCAUAUCGACUGCUAUGUUCUUCAGCGAAUUGUAUCGAUAUAUCUUCAUGGCCUGGCCAUUCUUUGCGACGCUUACCGUAACAUCCUACGUUCUUCUCGUUGCUACAAUUAUUCUGGCAGUUGUUUGUCGUUUCAAUUUCGGAAAGGGACUCGCUGACUACCUCCGCUCAAGCGAGGAACUCGAUGCCUCGGAUUUCGCACCCGUCUACAUUCGAAGCCGUGACGACCAGGAUCCUCCUGAGCGCCCACCCAACCCCGAACAGGAUAUUGAGAAGCAGUCAGAGGACGGUGAACAAUUCGAAGAUGGCCCCCCUCCGGACUAUCCACUGCCCCUUCACGCCCAAGGUGUGGACAGCUACAGGCGGGACGAGAAGCGAGGACCCGGCGGUCUUCCUAUAUACAGGUCUGGCGCACAGCAAGCCUUUGUGGCCAUUCCAGAUUCAGCAGAAGCAUCCGCUACUCCUCCUGCCGUUGGACCUCCUUCGCAAAUCCUGCCUCCCCUUUCCCGGUUCUCAAGGGCCUUCAGGGUGUUCUCGACAUAUGUCCCAUCCCCGACGGCAGUGAGCAUGGAAGCAGAACACGGAAGCCGGGUGGAUGUAAACAGCGCUGCACCUUCGAUCCGCUCUCCUCUACCACAGCUCCAAACAGAUUUGGAAGGUCCUCGUAGGUUGUUCAUCACCAACCCAUCAGGAGCAUCCCCUAGUAGCACCGCUCCUCCUGCUCCUCCUGCUCCUCCUAUGUAUGGGCUGCCUGCCAACCCAAGAGGAGGGUGGUCGUUCCGAUCGAAGAUUCGUAGUAUCGAGCGAGAAAUGGACGUUCCUGUGUCGAGAUCCCCUCCCCCCACUUGGUCUCCGUCUGAGGAGAACAAUGGUAACCCUCGGUUCUGA
Cyclocybe aegerita is the source of this 2319-nucleotide messenger RNA. NCBI's taxonomy places the organism in Eukaryota, Fungi, Basidiomycota, Agaricomycetes, Agaricales, Hemipholiotaceae. The record is from the annotation of a GenBank genome assembly.